This is a messenger RNA of Phascolarctos cinereus (koala), 2351 nucleotides long. It is a transcript of the gene GEM, whose product is annotated as GTP binding protein overexpressed in skeletal muscle. Gene Ontology annotation, molecular function: GTP binding; GTPase activity; calcium channel regulator activity. NCBI's taxonomy places the organism in Eukaryota, Metazoa, Chordata, Mammalia, Diprotodontia, Phascolarctidae. The record is from RefSeq and is a predicted model, not a curated record. Gene Ontology annotation, cellular component: plasma membrane. Gene Ontology annotation, biological process: negative regulation of high voltage-gated calcium channel activity.
GGGGCCGCCUGCUCUGUGGCCAGGGCAGUGACGUCACGGAAAAGCCCUGUCUGAUCAGAUGUGCUUAAUAUAAACCUGGGGGAGCCGAGCAACGGCUGGAGAGAGGCAGCCAGUUGGAAGCAGAGAGGAGUUUACUCCAGCAGAGCGGCACCCCAGCCUGCGCUCACUCGCUCGCUCACUCGCUCGCUCCAGUGUGAACAGGAGAUUCCCCGGGAUCCCGCCGCUGCCUUGACUGGAAGGGACUGUGAAAAGUCAGGUAGUGUGUGUGUGUAAGAGGGAACCAACAAUGACUCUGAACAAUGUCACCAUGCGCCGAAGCAGCACAGCCCUGCAGGCACAGCAGCAGCGCUGGAGCAUUCCUGCAGAUGGGAGGCACCUGACGGUCCAGAAAGACCCACACCCAUACAGCAACCGCAACCGAUACUCCAUGAACCCAGAAGACUACUACCGUCGAAGCUGGUCAUCUGACUCCACAGAUUCAGUCAUCUCCUCUGAGUCUGGAAAUACAUACUACCGAGUGGUGCUGAUUGGGGAACACGGUGUGGGCAAGUCUACCCUGGCCAACAUCUUUGCAGGUGUGACCGAUAGCAUGGACAGUGACUGUGAGGUAUUGGGAGAAGACACCUAUGAACGAACCCUGAUUGUUGAUGGGGAAAGUGCAACCAUCAUCUUGUUGGACAUGUGGGAAAAUAAGGGGGAAAAUGAAUGGCUCCAAGAUCAUUGCAUGCAGGUAGGGGAUGCCUACCUGAUUGUCUACUCCAUCACUGACAGAGCAAGUUUUGAGAAGGCAUCUGAGCUUCGAAUUCAGCUUCGCCGGGCUCGCCAAACAGAAGACAUUCCCAUUAUUUUAGUUGGGAACAAAAGUGACCUGGUGCGGUGCCGAGAAGUGUCUGUGUCAGAAGGGAGAGCAUGUGCAGUGGUCUUCGAUUGCAAGUUCAUUGAGACCUCUGCUGCAGUUCAGCACAAUGUGAAGGAGCUGUUUGAAGGCAUUGUCCGGCAGGUGCGCCUGAGGCGGGAUAGCAAGGAGAAGAAUGAGAGGAGACUGGCCUACCAGAAGAGGAGAGAGAGCAUCCCCAAGAAAGCCCGCAGGUUCUGGGGCAAGAUAGUGGCCAAGAAUAACAAGAACAUGGCCUUCAAGCUGAAAUCCAAGUCUUGCCAUGACCUCUCUGUGCUUUAGAAGCUUUGGCCUCCCCAAGAUGUCCUCCUUUAUGGACAUUGUUAAAGUCCAGUGGGACCAAUAAUCAAUCUACAUUAGAUUGGAUGCUCACUCAUUGUUAGACUUGGUGUCCCCAUUGCCAUUGGGAAUUGGCAACAUGCAACACAGUGCAUGGGAAAUGAGAGGUCUUUGUUACUUGUCAGUAUUUAUUCAUAGGAAAAGGCUUGUCUUCACUACCUGAAUCCAUCCAGACUCACUGUAGGGCAAGUUUUGCUGUUGACAUGUUUUUUUUUCUUCUCUCUUUUUGAUAACAGCAGAAUUUUAAAAAUAAAAAUAGAACCCAUAGGAUAAGAACAUUUCUUUAUUAACAUAACUUUAUCCAGUGCUCUGCCCAAAUGGAUUUGAAGCCAACAUGGUAUCAACCUAUAUACCUUCUGAGGGUUAUUCAGGAUGGGGACAUUUGUCCUUUUUCCACUAUAAGAAUGGCCUCCCCAGUCAAACUCAGAGGUGCCUUGUUAACGCUUUAUAGAGUUAUGACUGGAGUGCUGGCCCCCUUACUAUGACAAUAUUGUUCCUUGGUAAAGCUGUGAAAAGAAGUGACUGACCUCACUGGAAACUGAACCUAGAAAUCAGUUUUGUUAAGUGCCAGCAGCUAGAAAUCUGCAAUUCCGUAGACUAGGUAAUUGAUAUAUGUACCCCUCAUAUGGUGUCAAAGAUUAUAUAUCCUUGAAUAUGUAGCUUACCUUUUUGGUGUGUGUUGUUGUUGAUUUAGGGGAGAAAUCCUUUUAACGAAGUUCUCCUUCAAGUCAAAAUUCUCUUUAAAACGAUCGUCUUUUGUUAUGCCACAGAGCCAUUAAAAAAAAAAAUCAGAUCUUUUUAAAAAAAAAAGUCUGAUUAUUGCAAUCAGGAGUGCAACUGCCAAAUGUCUGAAUACAAGCAGUGGUCUGAGCUUUUAUAAAACAUUUAUCUGUGCCCAUGUACUUCUGGUACUUGGCAUCAGCCCUUGUGUAUGUCACAGCUAUCCCAUAUUUAUUAUUGUUAUUCUGUAGAAAGAAUAAACAUUUUAAUAUUUGAUAAUGUGUAUUUAUGAACAGAUUUCUUAAUGGGAAAAUGUUGAUUUUUAUUACUGUUUUCUAUCUUUUUCAGAAUAUGCCAUUUUUACCUACAUGUCUUGUAAUAAAAGAAAUAAAAAAUG